Molecule: messenger RNA, 681 nt
Organism: Trichoderma atroviride IMI 206040
Lineage: Eukaryota; Fungi; Ascomycota; Sordariomycetes; Hypocreales; Hypocreaceae
Cellular component (GO): mitochondrion
Source: RefSeq, a predicted model, not a curated record
UGGGCAAGAUUAUUCUCAUCACAGCCGGUGACGAAAUCCCAGAGCAGCAGCAACGCAUCAUGGAGGAGGCUACAGUCACUCCCGCCCUUGGGAGGAGCGAUGCGCCACGGCGCUCCAAUGCGACCAACUGCCAGGAUAGCUGACAGCUUCGCGAGAGGGACUCAGCAACGCAACUUUGUAUUCUCGGCGUGGAGGCGCAAUAACGCACAGGGGGCCAAGAAGAGUUUGUCGAUAAGUGAGAGGUUCAAGAAGCUCUCUAGAGAGUAUGGGUGGUCGGCCGUGGGUGUCUACUUUGCGCUCAGUGUGCUGGAUUUCCCGUUCUGCUUCCUCUUCGUGCGGUUGGUCGGAACAGAGAGGAUAGGCCAAUUCGAGCACUAUGUCGUCACAAAGGUCAUCCCGGAAUCAGUUCGGACAGCAUGGAACGAAUGGCGACAAUCUCUCAAGAGCGAAGAGAAAAGCCAUCUGGGCAACAGCAAUAUCAGCGACAGCGUAGAGAUGGCAGGCUGGGGUGUAGAGCAAGCGCAGGAACGCAACAGAGAAGAAGCCAGCCUGGCAACGCAGCUAGCGCUCGCAUAUGCCAUCCACAAGAGCUUCAUCUUCCUCCGGGUGCCGUUGACCGCGGCGGUGACGCCCAAGGUGGUGAAGGUGCUUCGACGCUGGGGUUGGGAUAUUGGAAAAAGG